Messenger RNA from Planococcus citri (citrus mealybug), 3713 nucleotides. RefSeq names its product Eps15 homology domain containing protein-binding protein 1 (gene Ehbp1). Lineage: Eukaryota; Metazoa; Arthropoda; Insecta; Hemiptera; Pseudococcidae. The record is from RefSeq and is a predicted model, not a curated record. Gene Ontology annotation, cellular component: microtubule organizing center; filamentous actin. The transcript has 25 exons. The coding region runs from base 300 to 3164 and encodes 954 amino acids. Gene Ontology annotation, molecular function: protein binding. Gene Ontology annotation, biological process: actin cytoskeleton organization.
GAAAAAUAUUGAUUAAAAAUUUUGUUCAAAGGGUUACGAAUUAUAUUUUCAUAAUUACAUUAAAAUUUUCAUUCAAUUAUCGUGAAGUAAAAUUUUUGAAAUGUAAUAACGUAAAAAUCAAUCUCGUUAAUGAACAAAGGGCGUGUUGUUCUUUUUGUUUCGACUAUGAAAGGCCUUACAGAAGAUAUUCCGACUGCAAUUCGUAAAUUGGAUUAAUUGGAACAUUUGCCUUCUGACCUUAGCAGACGUCACAAAUCAGAAGUUUUUUAGUGCGUAAGGAUAUGCAAGAGUGAAACACUAUGAGUUCAGUUUGGAAAAGACUUCAAAGAGUUAACAAAAGAGCUGCGAGGUUUCAGUUCACCGUUUCUUAUCAUCUCGUCAGUGUCGAGACUACUCCGAAAUGGACACCUAAUAAAAUAAGCGUUGUGUGGUGUCGUAAAAGUCGUCGAGUUGCUACGGAACCUUUACCAUGGGAGCCUACAAUGAAGGAUCCUUUGAGAGGACUAGUCAUUUGGACCGUUCCAGAAAACAAAGAUGUAUCUGUAACACUAUUUAAAGACCCUAGAACGCACGAAUUAGAAGACAAAGAAUGGACCUUUAUCAUCGAAGACGUGAGCACCAUGGGAAAAAGAAGGCAAUUGGCCAGCGUAAACGUAAAUAUGAAAAAAUACGCUGGCUUCGAUUCAACCCAACACGAACUUCAGCUUUUAUUUAAACCCAUGACCAAAAAAAUCGUCUCGGCAACUUUAGAAUGUACAUUGUCAUCUGUAUUUAUCCGCGAAGGCAAAGCAACAGAUGAAGACAUGCAGAGUAUGGCAAGUUUGGUUAGUACAACGAAUAAUAAUGAUAUUGCAACAUUGGAAGAUUUUGACGAAGAAGAGGAGAAAGAUAUGGAUGACAGCAAAGACAGUUUAGCCGAAGUGGCUGGUAUAACGAGUCAAUUAGAAAUGCUUACCAACAGCUUGAGUGGGUCUGACUUCACUAGUACACCGAUCAGUGGCACAAGUAUACUAUCAUUUCCAAAAGAUGACAUUACACCUACCACCCAUAGUGAGAAAAUGUCAAUUACCUCGAAUACCAUACCGGAGGAUGGCAACGAAAACACUGACAAUAUUUCGAAAGACGACUCUCUCUUUAAAAGCAAUACAAGACGUAACAGUGCACACGAUGAACUUAAUCAUAACUCUUCCUCUACUUGUGAUAUAUUGACCAAUAAUGAUAACAAAUAUGCUCGUCAGAAUCUCAAACCGCUGCUUUUGAAUCAAGAAACGAAAAAAGCCGGUCAUAAGACAACAGACAGCACACCUGGACAAGAUUUGUUACAAUGGUGUAAAGAUAUAACCCAUCAGUAUCCUGGUGUCAAAGUGACAAAUUUGACCACCUCAUGGAGAAAUGGUUUAGCAUUUUGCGCCAUUAUACACCAUUUUCGUCCGGAUUUAAUCGAUUUCGACUCGCUUACACCUCACGAUAUUCGGGGAAAUUGUAAGAAAGCUUUUGAUGCUGGUGAAUUACUCGGAAUUAAUCGCGUAAUCGAACCUGCCGAUAUGGAUUUACUCACAGUACCUGAUAAAUUAGCCGUCAUGACGUAUUUGUAUCAGUUAAGAGCUCAUUUUACAGGACACGAAUUAGAGGUGCAACAAAUUGGCAAAACCACGGACGAAUCAUCCUACAAGAUUGGUAGAUUCGAUACGGAUACGGAUACAAAUAUAUCGGAAUUAUUCGGCCAAGAGAUACGAAAUAUGCAUAAAAAGGAAGCGGCGACUGAGCGUCGGAAUUCUAAAAGUAUCAACAAAAGAUUUGGCGAUUCCAACGAAGAGUUCCGUGAGAACAGUCGAUCUACUGGAAAAACAGCUUUAGGUUUAAAAUUACGAUCAUUUGACAAUCAAGAUGGCGAUAGAUCGCCUUCAACUGUUAAAGAACUUAUUAGAUCGAGUUCUAAAAGUAUCCUAGAGAAAGUACUUUCUCCCACCAAAGAUAAAUACCACUCGAGAGAAAAAAGUAAAUCUCCUCCUCCGGCGAAUUCUCCAGCUAAAGUAUUCUUCAACUCCAGACAACCAUCAUCGGAGACCUUCAGUUCGGAUGAUGACGAGGGUUCGGAAAAAUGCAAAAAUUCAGGAAGUGCCCCUAUUAGCAGAUCACAUUCGACAGAGAACAAUAUUUUCAAACGUUCACCCAUGAGAGAAGUUUCAAGUCCUAAUAGCGCUAAUGAUGACCUAGAUCGCAACUCGCAUCAUAAACAGCAGCAUUUAACUGAAAGACGUCAAGAGGAGUUGAGACUACGAGCCAAACAACUUUUGGAAAAUGCUAGGCGUAAUAAUACCAAAAGAUCUUUGCCUCAGUCUCCCGUACAAACUCAGGAUGAACAAGGUAGGCAACAAGAGUUGAGAGAACGGGCAAGAAAACUUAUGGCUGAUGCUAGAAAAGGUGCUGUAGAAGGCAGCCCAUCUCCUGGUUCUGAUGGAAGCGAUAAAACUCCAACAGAUCCUCUUGGUGUACUUAAAAAACAAGCCAAUGGUAUCAGUACUCCUUCUCCGGGCAAGGAACUAGAUCGAAUAGACACCGAAAAUAAUAUCCAACGGAGCACGCCCGCUACUCCUCUUCAUUCAUUCACAUCGCUCAUGGAACGUAUCUCUCCUGAAAAACAAGUGCCCGCCAAAGUAACAAAUUCCCUGAAACCGAAGACGAACGUUAAUUAUUUACAAAACGAAUUACAAGCGUUGGAAAGAGAACAAAAACAGAUCGAUAAACAAGCCGAUGUUUUAGAGAAAUAUUUAAGGAAAAUUAUGGAAUCUGGUAAUGAUAGAGAGAGGGAGGAAUUACUAAUGGCGCAAUGGUUUACUCUAGUCAAUAAAAAAAAUGCUUUGCUUCGUAGACAAAUGCAGCUGAACAUUCUAGAGAAAGAAGACGAUUUAGAAAGAAGAUUUGAAUUGCUGACGCGUGAAUUACGUAGCAUAAUUUACAUCGAUGAUUGGCAAAAAACCGAAGAACAAAAAUUACGUGAAGAUUUACUCUUGAACGAAUUAUUAAAUAUAGUGAACAAAAGAGAUGAACUUGUCCAUCAUUUGGAUUCUCAAGAAAAAGCUAUCGAAGAUGACAACGAAAUAGAAAAUGACGUAUCGCGUGGUCAUUUAAUGAAUCGCAAUAAAAAUUGCAGUAUUCAGUAGUUCCAUUUAACCAAAUUACUUAAUAUUUAAAAUAUAAUCUGGUAAUUUUCCAUAGACACGAGUCGCUUAAAAGCGAUCACGCAUUUUCAACGUGGCUAAAGACUGCUAUACGAGGUUUCUUAAUUAUAUAAGAAUUUGUGGAUGGAAUCAAUGUACCUAACAUAGUUCGUAUCGUAUUAACCGAAUUAGAGAAUACGUGCAACAAUUCCAAGCAAUUUGCUAUUGCUAUAAAUCUGUCAUAUUCUUAAGCUCAGAUGUAAAAUACGUACAUUUAUUGAUCUUUUUGUAACGAUUUCAAUGCGUAAAUGCGUUCCCGUUGACUUAAUAUUUAUCACUUAUCUGUAUAAUGAUGUAAAAAGUAUUAUGCUUGUCGCUUUUUUAAUUUAGGUAAUUUUAUAUUUUUGCGUAUUCUUGUUUUUUUUUUCUUUUUUGUUUUUCAAAGUAUUUGAUAAUUUUUUUUUAUUUAUACGAAUUGUCCAUCAAAAUACUUAGUUACGUAGUAAGUUUAUAAUUGUUACCUUUAUGUACCUAUUAAAUUUCUAAAUACUA